Molecule: messenger RNA, 1956 nt
Organism: Aureococcus anophagefferens
Lineage: Eukaryota; Pelagophyceae; Pelagomonadales; Pelagomonadaceae
Product: expressed protein
Exons: 6
Coding region: 64-1896 (610 amino acids)
Source: RefSeq, a predicted model, not a curated record
UGGCGAGCGGCGUCGAUGGUCACGUGAACACGGUCUCAGUGAGAUCAGGCACCGAUAGAGCCGAUGGUGCACUCAAAAUGCCCAGCCCAUUACGUUCGGCCGCGUGCCGCCAUCGUGCAUUCGCACAGGGGGUCGUGUCAGACGCGGCUCAUCGCGCAAUACAUCGCGGCGCACCUCGUGCUAGGCGGGUACACUGAGGUGGACGUGGGUCCCUGGGCAGACGAGCUCGCCGCCGAGGUUGGUGAGGCGUCCCACAGCACCAACCUGGCAUCGAUGUCGAUCAAGGAGCUCAAGCGCUUCAUCGCGGAACGUGGUGUGCAUUGCCCCGCGGGGUCGCUCGAGCGGCGGGAGCUUGUUGAGGCUGCGGCGCGCUGUCGCGGUCGCCGCGUCGUGAAGAAGGUGCCGUCACUGCGCGUGGUCCGGCAUCAUUCGAGCAGCGACCGUGAUGCCAAGGCUGAGACGCUCUCGGAGCUCGAUUGCCGCGUCAUGACGUCGGCUCGUGACUUGCGUGUGGCCGCGCGUUCACGCUGCGUCGAGACGUGCGCAUUGGUAGUCGUCGUCAUCGACGCGGAUGACGGCGCCGCAUGCGGCGCUUGGGUGCGCGAGGCGUUGGGGUCACGGACGGGCAUCGCAUCGGACGCGAUCCCUGUCGUUGUCUUGGCAGCUGAGGUGAUGACGCAUGAAUCAUUUGCAUCAUCCUUCGAUGAUAUGGCUCUACCACUCCCCAGGGUCCCAGUAACCGCGCGCGGAUUGGAGAAGCCCGAGCCGCGCGAGCUCUCGGGCCGUCCGCUUGUUAUCAGCGGCGCGGCCUGCUUCGUCGUCGGGACUCGCGUUUCUGACGGUGCCCUUGUCGCGCUCACACGCGGAAGCCUCGUCGUUGAACGCCUCGGCCUGCGUGGCAAAUUGCAGUCUACGAGAGGGGUCGAUCGUGGAAGGGACUCACGAGGGAUCGAUAUUUGGUUCGAGAUUGAAGAGCUCGACGAUAGUGGCUGGCUCGACGCAGAGCGAGAUAGCCUCGUGUCCAAGUUCUACGACCUCCUUACGACUUCGGGCAUCCCUAUGGACUAUAUUCCGCGAGUGGCCAUGACGACGGUGACCUGGGGUCAUCUUCUUGUCAGCGGGCCCCUCCUCGCCGUGGAAGCCGCCGUCGAUUGCCGAAGGCGCAACGCGGAACAGUCACUACCCUUCACGGGCCCCCGCGCUGCCCUCGAGUCUUGCAUCGACGUCAGAAAGCUCGUCGCCAACGCGAUGCGCGAAGCGCGGCUCGCCCUUGACUCGAGCGCUGCCAAGGUCCGGCGGGCAGCCGUCGACAAAGCGUGCAUCGCGGAACGUGAUGGCCGCGCUAGAGGUUCUAGCAACAACACGAGGCGGAGCUCGCACGCGAGGUCGCACAAAUGGGCGCCCAAGCUCUCCACAGCCCUCCGCAAUUCGGCAGCCCUGUGCGGCUCCUACCGCGGUCUCGAGAUUCUUCUUCUUCUCCCUGGGCCACUCUUUUCUUUCCUUGUCGCAACCCAGGUCCUUGGUCUGCCUCGCGACGCCGUCGUGUCGCCCGCGGUCAACGACCUCGCAUCAACGACCGCCGUUUCCAUGGCCUCAAGGAACAUCGACGCCCUCAUCGAUGCCUGUACUCACGCCAAGGUUCCAUGCCCAACUCUCGAUGCGCUCCGCGCCGCGCUUGCCGACACUCGCGUUCGGGGCGAAAGGACCCAGUCCGCGACGACAAUCUACGGCAACGCUGGCAGGCCCAAAGGCGCCGCUGAAUUCGCCACAGUUCUCCUCCGGUGCAUCCUAUUCGCCGCACUUAUCACCCCUGCGAUGGUUCUCGCCGUCGAGCUCCUCGUCCCCACGCGGGGCACGCAGACGCGCACCCUCUACGCGGGGGCUACCGACCUAUGACUCGUUGCUAUUGGCGCUUUCCUGGCGCGCUAUAUACCGGGCUUUAAUCCAUAUCCCGUC